Molecule: messenger RNA, 1629 nt
Organism: Penicillium concentricum
Lineage: Eukaryota; Fungi; Ascomycota; Eurotiomycetes; Eurotiales; Aspergillaceae
Product: putative MFS transporter
Exons: 6
Coding region: 1-1629 (542 amino acids)
Biological process (GO): transmembrane transport
Cellular component (GO): membrane
Molecular function (GO): transmembrane transporter activity
Source: RefSeq, a predicted model, not a curated record
AUGUCUCACGCAGCAGUACAAACCCAAGCGGGCAUGUCGGGUCUCGACUUAGAUGACUCAACUCAAUUAUCGAUGCUGCAUUCGCAGCUCCAUGAGUCUCUCGAGACGUCACUGACACACCAAUUUCCCGAUGGACAGCCGUCCCUCGAGGACGUUUACGACACUCGAACUGUGAAUCUUUCUCGCAGCAGUGCGGUCAUUUUGAUUACUACCCUCAGCGGCAUCACGUUUGUGGGUAGUAUGAGUGGUGGACUACUUACUGUUGGGCUGCCUACUAUUGCAAAGGAUUUGAAUUUACCCAAUAAUCUGUUGCUGUGGCCCGCUUCUGUCUACUCUCUCGCAAAUGGAUGCUGUCUCCUCCUAGCAGGUUCAAUGGCUGACUUCAUGGGGAAUCGAAUGAUCAAUAUCACCGGCUGUUUCCUACUUGGUGCAUUUAUUCUUGCUUGUGGUGUAGCACAGACCGGUAUCCAAAUGAUUCUGUUCCGCACAUUCCAGGGCAUCGCAACUUCGAUGUGCCUCCCCACGGCAUUCAGCAUUUUAACUGAUGCCAUGCCAACUGGCAAGAGAAGAAACGUUGGAUUUGCCUGUCUUGGGCUAGGACAACCAUUAGGAUUUUCGAUGGGACUCGUGCUUGGUGGUCUUUUUCAAGGGUCAUCACUGGGGUGGAGAUUUGGUUAUUAUCUCUGUGCAGGGAUCUCUAUGGUCCUUACAGUUGUGAAUUUCUUCAAGUUGCCGAAGGAUGCACCACGGGAGCCGAUUUCGUGGCGCAGACUUCGCUCAGAAAUUGAUUGGGUUGGAAUUCUUCUGUCGAGCUCUUGCCUGGGGAUUAUUUCUUACGUGUUCGCUACCAUCACCGAUAGCCCGUCAAACAUUCACCGAGCGGAAAAUAUUGCCUUGCUUUGUGCAGCCGCAGUUAUGAUACCUGCAUUCUUGGGCUGGAUGAACUACCGCGAGAGGAAUGGCAAAUCUGCAUUGAUUCCGAACACUCUGUGGAAAAAUACAGCGUUUUCAUCGGUCUGUGUCAUGGUGCUCCUUUCUUGGGCUGUACUAAAUGGAAUGGAAACUAUUCUGAGUCUAUUCUUCCAGGAAGUUCAAGAUCUAUCUGCCUUCCAGGCCUCUCUUCGCUUCUUACCAAAUGUGAUUAUCGGCAUAGUGCUCAAUGUUGGGACCGGACUGCUCGUCCAUCGCCUCCAUGCGGAUCAUUUGGUGCUUGUCAGCACGUUCCUUAGUGCCGGAUCCCCACUACUGAUGGCUAUCAUCAACCCGAACUGGUCGUGGUGGUAUUGUGCGUUCUGGGCUGUUCUCUUAGGUCCCCUUUCAGCUGAUGUCAUCUUUACUAUCGCAAACCUCAUUAUCACCGAUGCCUUCACUCCGAAAACCCAAGGUCUCGCAGGGGCAGUUUUUAACACCGUCGCGCAAUUCGGAACCUCCAUUGGGCUCACUAUCUUCGCCAUCAUUUCUGCCAGUGUCACUCAGGGGUCAUCGUAUUCUAACAAACUUUCCCCGGAAGCACUAAUGAUUGGGUACCGAGCUGUCUUCUGGACUUGUUUUGGAUUAAUGCUGGCGGCUUGUGGUGUUGGUGCUUUGGGAUUACGCAAGAUUGGAAAAGUUGGGUUGAAGCGGGAUUAA